Molecule: messenger RNA, 933 nt
Organism: Brettanomyces nanus
Lineage: Eukaryota; Fungi; Ascomycota; Pichiomycetes; Pichiales; Pichiaceae
Exons: 1
Coding region: 1-933 (310 amino acids)
Molecular function (GO): 4-hydroxy-tetrahydrodipicolinate synthase activity
Source: RefSeq, a predicted model, not a curated record
AUGUCUCACACGCAAGUUAACCCACCAGAAGCCGGUGUCUACACACCCAUUCCAACAUUCUUCAAAAAGGAUCAGGUGACUAUCGAUUACGAGACUCAGGUCAGACAUGCCAAGUUUUUAAAGGAGAAUGGUAUCAAGGGUGCUGUGAUUAUGGGAAGUACAGGUGAGGCAGCUCACUUGACAAGGGUCGAGCGUGCCUCGAUCAUUUCGGCUAUCCAUAAGGGAGUUCCAGGCUUUACCAUCAUUGGUGGUAGUUCGCAGAACUCCAUCGAGGACACUUUAGAUGAGAUCGACUCCAUCAAGGCAGCCGGUGCAUCAUAUGCUCUUGUUCUUUGCUCCUCUUACUACGGAGCGGGAAUCUCCCAGCAGGGAAUGAUUGACUUCUACACUGCUGUCGCUGACAAGUCUCCACUUCCAGUCAUGAUCUAUGUGUACCCAGGUGUUUCGAACGGCCUCGUUGUUGAGCCAGAGACAGUCGUCAAGCUUUCUUCACAUCCAAACAUUGUUGGUUGCAAGUUGUCGUACGGUGACGUUUCUCACCACACCUUGAUAGCCUCGAAUCCUAAGGUCAAGAAGAGCAAUUUCCACUUGUUCACGGGUUUAGGACAGAUCUUGUUACCUGUGCUUAUGGUUGGUGGAAAGGGAACUGUUGAUGCCCUUUCUGGCGCUUUCCCUAAGCUUUAUGUCAAGAUCUUCGAUCUUGUUCAGAAAAAGCAGUAUGAAGAGGCUGCCAAAUAUCAGUACAUUGCAUCAAGAGGUGAAGAGCUCGUUGUGAAGUUUGGAGUUGUUGGUAUAAAGAAGCUAGUUCACUCUCAGGGCUUUGGCGAGACAUAUCUUUGUAGGAUUCCUCUUAAUUACGACGUUGAUGAAGCUCGUUGGGCAGAGUUGUCUGACAACUUCAAUGACUGCGUUGCCUGUGAGAAGUCAUUAUAA